Closterium sp. NIES-67 is the source of this 1130-nucleotide messenger RNA. The record is from the annotation of a GenBank genome assembly. NCBI's taxonomy places the organism in Eukaryota, Viridiplantae, Streptophyta, Zygnematophyceae, Desmidiales, Closteriaceae.
GGGGAUAAAAGGAGUUCGCAUGUGCUCGAACUCCAGCACCCGAUAUCUCACAAAUUCUCUCGCUCUCUACAAACUGCACUUUCACGUCGUCUUAGUCACGCGAAAAUCUCCAAUGGCUGCCACUACUGCUAUCGCCAUCGUUUCUCCCACCUUUUCCCACGCUUUUGGGAGGUUCGGUAUUUCUAUGAAAAAAUUAUCGCCAGGUUCCGUCCGACCUGCGCAGCGUGUCUCGGCAUCGCGUCAUCGGCGCAUCACGGCAAAGGCGGAUUCCAAGAGCCUGCAGGAGCAGCCAAGCGCGGACCCGCCAUCAUCAUCAUCGGCAGCAACGGACGCCGCUGCCACAACAGCACAGCCCCAGCGCGCUGUGAAGAGCCGAGCGUUCCUCGUCUCGCGCCGCCCGACCGUGGCAACGCCAUUUGGGUCCCUCUCAGAGCUGCUGGACCCCUGGUUCCCCGGCACCCACUCGCUCACGCACCUCGUGGACGCCAUGGACCGCACCAUGCUUCGCCACGCUUUGGCUGCCAACCCGCUUCGUGCUGCGGCCCGCGUGUCUCCUCUGGCGCUCGCCGCUGCUCUGCCGGGGAGAUUGCCGUGGAGUGAGACGGAGACGGACGACGCCUUCCACAUCCGCAUCGACAUGCCUGGUUUGUCCAAGGAGGAUGUGUCGGUGACGCUGGAGGGAGAUACUCUGGUGAUCCGAGGGGAGCUCAGGGAGGUGAAUGGGACGGACGGCGAGGGCGAGGAGAAGGAUGAGCGAGAAUCCUCCAAAUCGUACCAGGUUACUGUAGCGGUGCCAGAAAACAUUUUGAAGGAGGGAAUCAAGGCAGAGAUGAGCAACGGUGUGCUCAACCUGCUUCUGCCCAAGCUUGAGGCUCCUGAGGAACUGCCCACCACUGCCGUGGAGAUCCCUGUUGCCUGACUCUGCUCCACCUGCUCUGGUGCUCUUGUGGUCUUGUGUUUUCGUGGACCCUCGCCGCCAUGGUUUAAGGUCGUUCAGGGUAGCACCGAACCUUGUGACUUGUACAUGCCUGUUGAACACGGAAAUAUAGUCGAUAUACACUAUGGUAGCGUGUGUGUUAGCCCUUCCUGUGGUUGAAUGUGGUGGAAGAUUGCUUCAUUGCUUUUUGAGG